GACGCUGCGGGCGGGUGUGUAGACUGCGGGUGGAAGGUGGACGCUGGGACUCGGGUUAGCUCUGGCUGCACCAGUCCUACCCCCGCCGUCGUUGCCACCAUGUCGGGGCUAGUGCUGCUGUAUUCCGGGGUCUUCGUGGCCUUCUGGGCCUGCAUGGCUGUCGUGGGAAUCUGCUACACCAUUUUUGACUUGGGCUUCCGCUUCGAUGUGGCAUGGUUCCUGACUGAGACUUCCCCCUUCAUGUGGUCGAACUUGGGCAUUGGCCUAGCAAUCUCCUUGUCUGUGGUUGGGGCAGCCUGGGGUAUCUAUAUUACUGGUUCCUCCAUCAUUGGCGGAGGGGUGAAAGCCCCCAGGAUCAAGACCAAGAACCUAGUCAGUAUCAUAUUCUGUGAGGCUGUGGCUAUCUAUGGCAUUAUUAUGGCGAUUGUCAUUAGCAACAUGGCUGAGCCUUUCAGUGCUACUGACCCCAAAGCUAUUGGCUAUCGAAACUACCACGCAGGCUACUCCAUGUUUGGGGCUGGCCUCACAGUGGGUCUGUCUAACCUCUUCUGUGGAGUCUGCGUGGGCAUCGUGGGCAGUGGGGCCGCCCUGGCCGACGCACAGAACCCCAGCCUCUUUGUAAAAGUUCUCAUCGUGGAGAUCUUUGGCAGUGCCAUCGGCCUCUUUGGGGUCAUCGUCGCAAUCCUUCAGACCUCCAAAGUGAAGAUGGGUGACUAGAUGAUCUGGUGGGUGGGGCCAUGCCCUGCUCUUAUUUAUUGCUGUUUUUCCUGGGAUAGCUGGAGCUGUACCUCUUAGCCUUCCAGGGGCCUUGGUGUUCAGGGCCCUUCUGCACUCACCUUUUUGCUGCCUGUUGACUUAGAGGCACCACAGUCCAGGCUGCAUCUUCAGUGUGAGAAGUGGGCUGUUGAUGGUGACUGUGUACAGUUGUGCACCUGUGGCCCCAACUUCCACCCUUACCCAUCUUUCCGUUGUUGUGAAAUAAACGUGUUAUUUGUCUGG
Molecule: messenger RNA, 999 nt
Organism: Dipodomys spectabilis (banner-tailed kangaroo rat)
Lineage: Eukaryota; Metazoa; Chordata; Mammalia; Rodentia; Heteromyidae
Gene: Atp6v0b
Product: ATPase H+ transporting V0 subunit b
Exons: 8
Coding region: 100-717 (205 amino acids)
Biological process (GO): proton transmembrane transport
Cellular component (GO): proton-transporting V-type ATPase, V0 domain
Molecular function (GO): proton-transporting ATPase activity, rotational mechanism
Source: RefSeq, a predicted model, not a curated record